UCUCUCAACACUCGCCAUCCCACAAGCACCCAAGACACUCCUCUCAUACCACUUGGGGUUUGAUUCGUUUUCUUGAGAGAGGGGGAGAGAGAGAGAGAUGGCUUGUUCAAAAAGCACUGCUUCUCUAGCCCUUUUCUUCACCCUCAACCUCCUCUUCUUUGCCCUAGUCUCCUCCUGUGGGACUUGCCCUAGCCCGAGGCCGAGGCCGACCCCAACCCCGGGAACCCCAGGAACCCCAGGAGCCCCGGGAACCCCAGGAACCCCAGGUGGAACCCCAGGUGGAACCCCGGGAACCCCGGGAACCCCAGGUGGAAUCCCAACCCCGUUCAGGAGAGCAUGCCCUAGAGAUGCCCUGAAGUUGGGGAUAUGUGCUGAUGUGCUCGGGAACCUGCUCAAUUUGACCGUGGGCACACCCCCGGUGACCCCUUGCUGCGCCCUCAUCAACGGCCUCGUCGACCUUGAAGCUGCGAUUUGUCUUUGCACUGCCAUUAGGGCCAACAUACUGGGCAUCAAUCUUAACAUCCCACUCUCUCUCACCUUGCUCCUCAAUGUUUGCAGCAGGAGGGUUCCUCGUGGCUUCCAAUGUCCCUAAAUUACAAGGAAGACACACCUCUGCUUUAUGUGUUUUAUGUUGUCGGUUCAUCUCGUGGGUUUGCAACAUGUCGUGCUUUUUAGGAAAAGUUUCUGUUUGUGUGUGUGUGUGUGUGUGUCUCAAGUGGUGGCAACUUCUUGUUUCCAUGUUACUAUUCUUGCCGGGUUUGUGGGUGGGGGCUGGUUUCAGAAGGAAUGAUUUUGCGUUUCUCAUUGAUGAUGCAUGAUGGUGUAAUUUGAUAAGAAAUGGGUACCAUCAAUCUUUGCUUCUCGUG
This is a messenger RNA of Rhodamnia argentea, 866 nucleotides long. RefSeq names its product 14 kDa proline-rich protein DC2.15-like. Bases 98 to 592 code for a protein of 164 amino acids. The record is from RefSeq and is a predicted model, not a curated record. Lineage: Eukaryota; Viridiplantae; Streptophyta; Magnoliopsida; Myrtales; Myrtaceae. The transcript has a single exon.